Messenger RNA from Rhizopus microsporus ATCC 52813, 1479 nucleotides. RefSeq lists its product as uncharacterized. NCBI's taxonomy places the organism in Eukaryota, Fungi, Mucoromycota, Mucoromycetes, Mucorales, Rhizopodaceae. Gene Ontology annotation, biological process: carbohydrate metabolic process. The record is from RefSeq and is a predicted model, not a curated record. The transcript has 7 exons. Gene Ontology annotation, molecular function: hydrolase activity, acting on carbon-nitrogen (but not peptide) bonds. Bases 1 to 1479 code for a protein of 492 amino acids.
AUGAAAUCAUUAGCAUUAAUUGCAAGCAUCAGCUUAGCAUUAUUUGGAUCUGUCAUUGCUCAAGAAGGAGCCACAGUCCCUGUUGGAUCUGGACAAUCUACCUCUGGUAGUUAUUCUUGCGAUCCUAAUACAUGUAAAAUUGCCAACAACUGUUUAUGUGCAUCUCAGUCUCCACCAGGCGGAUUAGACCCUAAAGAUACACCUCAAUUUGUUACUGUUACCUUUGACGACUCUAUUCAGCCUGCCUUAAUACAAACAGCCCUGUCAAUGGUGAAUGUUACUAACCCUAAUGGCUGCCCCGGUCACGGUACCUGGUUCGUUUCAAUGCAGUAUACAGAUUUCUCAUUGGUACAACAGUGGUAUGCAGCUGGCAACGAAAUUGCGGACCAUACCUUCACUCACGUAGGCACACCUUCUGCUCAAGAAAUUGCAGCCUGUAAAUCCAUGUUGAAUGCCUAUGGUGGCAUUCCCAACUCAAAGAUUCAAGGUUUCCGUGCACCCUUUUUGAACUACACCAAAGACACCUUAAACAUCCUCAGCCAACAAGGCUUCCUGUACGAUUCAAGUUCAAGCGCGGUUACUGAUGAUGCUUACUGGCCAUACACACUUGAUAAUGGUAUGGCUAAUGACUGCUGGACGGGUAUUUGUAAUGCUGGUCAAGUUAAGUUGCCAGGUCUUUGGGAAAUUCCAAUGUAUUCCGUUCUUGAUAACAAGUCUAUUCCUCAAUUAAUGGAUGUCUAUUUGUCUGGCAGUCCCGCUGAUGUUACUGCAUGGAGCAACGCUGCUUUUGAUAAACAUUACAAUGGAAACCGACAACCUUUUGGUAUCUACGUUCACCCAACCCAUUUGACCACUUACCCUGGUCUCCCUGAUCCCAAGGAUAUGUUCCAAGCCGUCCUCAGUUUCAUUCAAUCUAUUGCUUCCAAGCAAGAUGUCUGGUUCGUCACUAAUCAACAAUUAUUACAAUGGAUGAAGAACCCCGUCAAGGCAUCUGAAUUGGGCAAGCAGGAUUACAUGCAAUGUAAGCAACCUGUUAUUCCCAAAGAGAUCUGUAACGGCUUGGACGAUGACCACAAUGGUGUCGUUGAUGAUAACUUGAUCAACAGCUGUAAUUUUGGCCAAAGUAGUACCAAGACUUGUUUCAACUGUCCUGGAUCAGCUCCCACUUUAGACAACCCCACACCCGCUUCUACUGCUCAAAAUGGAACCGCAGGCUUCCGUUACCCCAUUCCCGAUAACUGCGAUACUACUUGGUGGGAUCCUAUCGGUAACACUUGUCUCUGUACAUCUGCUGAAUGUCAGCUCAAGAGCAUCGCUGUCUCUAGACCCAACAAUACAUCCUCAUCUUCAAGCUCCAGUUCCAGCAACUCUGCCUCAUCAUCUAAUUCAUCCAACAAGUCAAGUGAUGCAUCUAGCCUAUCAGCCUCUAUUAUACCUGCAGUGCUUAUGGCUGGUUUAAUUAGUCAAUUACUAUUCUAA